AUGUCGCGAGGAGGACGAGGCGGUGGCCGUGGUGGCCGUGGAGGUCGACAGGGACCGCAGCUAUCGUGGGACAACGGCGAACACGCACCCGAUACGCGACCUUCGGAGCUCUUCCCAGCCUACGCAGUCCCGACGGCAAAACCCCUCUCCGAUCUCGAACGUGCAAACGUCAACGCCUUCCUCCUCUUCCGCCGCCAGUUCCAGGACGGGCCCCUCUACACCCGCAAGCGCACCUGGGGCAUGGAUCCGGGUAACACGCGCAAGCUGUACGGCCAGGAGCAGGUAAACGCGAAAUAUGGCGUGCGCACGCGCGCCACGGCCGACCCCUUCACCGCCGUGCCGACCUACUCGCAGAAGUUCUCCCGCCCCGAGCGCGCCUUGCCAGAAUUCGGCGGCCGGCCGUUCUGCAAGGAAUUCUUCCCACAAGAGCUGCACGAGACGCUGGACGGAGACGACGUCGCGCCCGGGGAGAAGAGGAGGGGCGGGGAAGCCAAGAGGCUGAAGUUGAGCCGGAUAACAGCGCUGCCGACGGCCGAGGACGUGUUUCAUGUCAACGAGGAGGGCGAGGAGGUCGGGCCCGAUGGGGCGAAGAAGAAGCUGGAAGCGCUUGAGAGGAUGGGCGAGGCAGAGGGCGAGGGUGCGGAAGAGGAGUGGGAGGGCGGCGAGGAGGAGGAGCAGGACGUCGAGUACGACGACUCGGACGCCGGUGACUACGACGCCGAGAACUACUUUGACGACGGGGAGUUUGGGGAGGACGACGGAGGGGACGACGACCACGGCGGCCGCGAGGGGUCGUACUGA
Molecule: messenger RNA, 801 nt
Organism: Colletotrichum spaethianum
Lineage: Eukaryota; Fungi; Ascomycota; Sordariomycetes; Glomerellales; Glomerellaceae
Exons: 2
Coding region: 1-801 (266 amino acids)
Biological process (GO): transcription by RNA polymerase III
Cellular component (GO): RNA polymerase III complex
Source: RefSeq, a predicted model, not a curated record